Messenger RNA from Fusarium mangiferae, 1068 nucleotides. RefSeq lists its product as uncharacterized. The coding region runs from base 1 to 1068 and encodes 355 amino acids. The transcript is spliced from 2 exons. Lineage: Eukaryota; Fungi; Ascomycota; Sordariomycetes; Hypocreales; Nectriaceae. The record is from RefSeq and is a predicted model, not a curated record.
AUGAUGAGUUCAAUGUUCCAAGCGCAGCGACAGCUUUCGUCGCUAUCGCGCAUCGCUAUUAUAGCAUUGAUGAUAGUAUCCAGCAUCACCAUCAUCCUAAACCUGACUGAAGUGCCUUUCCCUGUCCUUCCAAAAAUCACCCUCCACUACGCCAAUCAAUCCCUAUACAGCGAGUCCAAAGUCGCCCUCCUCAUCGAAAACAGACCGCAACCCAUCAUCACCCCUUUGCUUCUCAAGUUCAUGUACCAAAUGCCGCCAGACUGGAAGUUUCGCUUUAUGGGCUCCAAUGAAUCAGUAGCCUACGUGAACUCCUCCGCCUCAAUGCGCGAACACGUCAAGUCUGGGAAACUGGACUUGACUUAUAUACCCACAAAUAUGAGCACUGCCGGGCAAGAAAUGAUCUCUCGUUUCUUGACGAAUUUAUGGCUGUACGAUACUGUACUGCAGCCGGCGGAGAUGCUACUCGUCUUUCAGACUGACUCGAUACUCUGCGCGAAUAAUAAACGGACUGUUGAUGAUUUUCUUGGAUAUGACUAUGUCGGGGCGCCUUGGGAUGUAGGGGGACGCUAUGGUGGUAAUGGCGGACUGUCGAUCCGUCGGGUAAGCAGUAUCGUCAGCAUUCUACAGAACCAACAGCGCGCCGACAACAGCGACCCCGAGGAUGUCUGGCUUUCAACACGCCUUGGCCAUCACGUGGACGGUAGAGUCGCAAAUGGCUCUGUGUCUCAGCUCUUCUCAGGCGAGAUGAACGGCGGGCCCGGGGAAAUAGUACCUGAGCCAAAAUGCGACGGUGACUAUGAUGCUGAAGAGUGCGCCCAUGUGAACAUGAUGAAGCAGAUGGAACAGCCUGGAAGACCAGGACAGUGGGUGAAAGGUAUAGAUGAUUGGCGAGAUGGGCUUUAUGAGCCUAUGGGGUAUCAUAUUGGUGGAGCGGGAUUUAUGCAUGGUGGUGUAUGGGGAUCGAAAAAGAAACAGCAGCAUAUUUAUAAUUACUGUCCUGAGUCCAAGAUGGUGCUGAAGAUGGAUUGGGCACCGUUUGUACCAGGGGAUUGUGGGAAGGAUUGGUAG